Molecule: messenger RNA, 375 nt
Organism: Rangifer tarandus platyrhynchus (Svalbard reindeer)
Lineage: Eukaryota; Metazoa; Chordata; Mammalia; Artiodactyla; Cervidae
Source: the annotation of a GenBank genome assembly
AUGAUGGCUUCUUUGAGAAACAAUUCUCACCCUCACAGCCUCUUCCCAAACAAACAGCAGGCACAGGUGUCAGUGUUACCACCACCAACAAAGAGAGCUGCUGCAAUGCCCUCUUGCCAUAAAGCUGCCGCCUUCCCAGCCCUGUACCCGAGUCCCCACUGCAGCCUGGAGGUGCGGGGAAGCUGUCCUCAUGUCGGGCGAGGGGUGGUGGGGAGAAGGCCAGUGGGAGGAAUCCCUGCUGCCAGGGUGGGGGCAUCUACAGCUUUUUUUUUCCCACCUGCCGAGAGUGAAAUGAACCCCCAAUGUGUUGCCACUUUGGGAAGAGGACCCCAGAGAACAUUCUCUAAAUUUGGAAACCGAAAUGCCACCAUUUGA